Messenger RNA from Staurois parvus, 1317 nucleotides. NCBI's taxonomy places the organism in Eukaryota, Metazoa, Chordata, Amphibia, Anura, Ranidae. The record is from the annotation of a GenBank genome assembly.
ACCCAGGAGCAGCCACUUUCUCCCUUGGAAAAUGAAAAGCUGUUUUGUACCAAGUCUGUUCCUAAGGAACAUCCUAAACCAUGCCAAGUAUCCAAGCCUUUCCUUUGCCAUAAAUGUGGGAAAGGUUUUUGUAACCGAGUGCAUCUUAUCCGGCAUCAGAUAACUCACAUCGACAGAAAGCCAUUUGUUUGCUCGGACUGCGGCAAAUGUUUUGCUCAGUACCCAACGUUUUUGCUGCAUAAGAGGAAUCACAAGGGAGACGUGCCGUAUUCCUGUUCCGACUGCGGGAUGGUUUUCAGUCAGAAGUCUGACCUUUGUAAACAUGUCCAAACCCACACAGAGCAGAAGCCGUUUUCUUGCAAUGUGUGCGCCAAGUCUUUUAGCGCGAGCUCCAUCCUCAUUAAACAUUAUAGAAUCCACACAGGGGAUCGGCCGUUUGCCUGUCCUGUGUGCGGGAAAUGUUUCAGGCAGAAAAACCAUCUAGAAAAACAUAAAGUCGUUCAUUCAGAGGAGAAGCGUUACUUCUGCUGGGAGUGCUCGGCGUCUUUCCCAUCUGCUGAUGACCUCGCUAGUCAUAAACUUAUCCAUUCGUGCAAUAAGCCCUUUUCCUGUUCUGAGUGCGGGAAAGUGUUCAGGUGGAGGUCGUCGCUCUUGGAGCAUGCUAAAAUUCACACUAGAGAGAAAUCCUUUGCGUGUUCUGAAUGCCCGAAAGCUUUUAACUGGAAGUCCUCAUUGGUAGAACACCAGAGAGUCCACUCCACUGAUAAUCUCUUUUCUUGCCCCGAGUGUGGGAAGGGUUUUUAUAAACGGGCCAAUCUAGAGCAGCAUCAGAGGAUUCACACCGGUGAAAAACCAUUUGCGUGUUCUGACUGCGACAAAAGCUUCUCACGCAGGAGGAACCUGAAAAACGGCACCAGGCGCUUCAUAACACAAAGGCAGUAUUUCCAUGCUCUGAGUGUGGGAAGUGUUUUCAGCUGGAGGCCGCCCUUGAACAACAUGGGAAAGUGCAUGAGAAGAAUGCAGUAUUUCCAUGCCGUGAGUGUGGGAAGUGUUUUCAGCAGGAGACCGCCCUUGAACAACAUGGGAAAGUCCAUGAGAAGAAUGCAGCAUUUCCAUGCCCGAGUGUGUGGGAAUGUUUUCACGUGGAGGCCGGCCUUGAGCAACAUCACUUCCAGAUUAAUUCUGGAGAGCAGACUUACCCUUGCACUGAGUGCGGGAAGUGUUUUUAGUACCGUGUCAAUAUUAUCUAAGCACCAGCAAACCCACACAGACGUCAAGCCUCAUUUGUGCGCUGAAUGUGGCAAAUGCUUUUUCUGA